GGUGAUUUUGUUAACGGUGUUCAGCUUAAGACCUCGUUUGAACCUUUUUGUUUUUGAUCACCAUUUCUCCGCUCAAAACUCGAGUAACUUAUGAGUGCCACGAAUGCCUCUGAGUUAGGAUAUUACCGUAAUGUAGCCCAUCCAACUAGGGUUUGAACUGCAGUCUUAUCAUUUUUUUUCAUAGUUCUUCUCUGAACUCUCUUCAUGACAGCAGUUUCUUCCUUCAGUUAAGGGGCUACAAAUUCACAAGGCAAAGUAGAGAAUGAUGAUACAUCUGAAGAACUACUGGCUGGAUCACAGGAACCAUCCUCAGAUUUUGAUAUCGUUGUUGGACAUCUAGAAGAAAUAAUGAUGAGUGAUGACUUUCAAAAUGUACAAGAUAAAUUUAUGAAUGAAAAUUAUAAUGAAUUUGAAGAUACUGAAGAGAAUAAACUAUGCUAUACAGAAAUUCAUGAUAGAUAUAUAGAUACAGUUGAGAGAACGCUGGAAAAAGAAUUACGUGAACGAAUUCCUAAUUUCUCAAUGCGUUCAUUUAUGGAUAGUCUAGUUCCAAAUAGUGAUCAUUUAGAUGGAGAAGUAUUUGAGAUGUUGUAUACAUUUUCAGAUUUUCUUGCAUUCAAAGAAAUGAUGCUUGAUUAUAAAAAGGCAAAAACAGGAGAAACCGUCAAUUUAGAAUUAACCAAUACUUAUAUCACAUGUAAUCCAUGCAUAACUGAUCCAGUGAUCCAGUUACAUAAUACAUCAUGUAAUACUGUUAUUUCCUAUCCUCAUGUUACACCAUAUUCAAAUGGAGAACAAGUGGACUGUACGAAUAAGGAUUAAUAUUUGCAUGGCAAUUGUGUAUAUGAUAAAUAUGUAAAUAAAAUACGAUUGUCAUUAACGUAUGCAAAAAACAACUUCCCAGUGUAUUUAUCCUUUUGAGUGCAUUUGUCAAGUGUUUUAUACCUCUUAUUUUGUUCUGAUUCUUUGUUUAUGUGGGAAAAUCCAUUUUAUGUAAUACAAUGUUAGCUUAUUUUGCUAGGCUGUUUGAAAAAUAUUCUACGUUAGCGAAAAAAUAAUUUAAACGUAAAU
Molecule: messenger RNA, 1071 nt
Organism: Heterobilharzia americana
Lineage: Eukaryota; Metazoa; Platyhelminthes; Trematoda; Strigeidida; Schistosomatidae
Source: the annotation of a GenBank genome assembly